CGUAAAAGUGUCAGGCUGUGACUGAUAGUCACGUACAGACAUUUGAAAAUAUAAAUGUGUCUACUUACGAACAUCAAGUUUUAGUCAAAAAUAUUGGGCAAUAACUAAAUGUUAAAAUAGACUAAGAAAUUCGGAAAUUUCUAUUUAGUGAGUUAAAACUCCAAUGGGAAUGACUAAAAUAUCGCCAAUGGCUUAUUAGACUUUGCCCCAAUACUGAAUAAAUAAAUAUAAAUAAAUUGUUAUGCAACGAAUUAAUUUAAUAAAAAAAAAACAUUAGACUGUUAUAAAAAUAUGUCUAGUUAAAAUAUGUACUUAGAAAGUUUAAAACAAAAUUGAAUGGUGAUGUAAGAAAAAAUAUUUUGUGAAAGAACAUAAAUGUGAAAAUUUCGUGUAAAACCUUCAUCUUUAUGUAUUAAUUGAUUCACCUGCCUCGAGAAUACCGAAAUGGCUGAUAAUACAAGCUAAAGGCGGCAGCACGAGGUGGUGUGCGGACAUGGCCAGCCCAGAGUCCGUCAACACUCGUGGUUGGCUGCGCCACUUCCCACCCACAGGUUAAACGAAGAUAAAGAAAUAUCCCCGUGUCUCGUCAAGGAAGAAGGCUUCAACGUGAGGAUGUGGGGCGCUCAAAGACGCGUGACGCUCGACGUGCUGCUCAUCUGCUGGGGCAUCGGCACCUGGCUCGGAGUGAACGGUCUCUAUGUGCAGCUACCCCUGCUCGUCGAGAGGCUGCCCGAGGGCUGGGCCCUGCCGUCCUCGCUGGUGCUGGCCGUGCAGCUCGCCAACAUUGGGCCCAUUCUGUACGGUCUGCUGGGCCGGUUACGGCCCCACGCUUCAGACUCGCCCUACAUCUACGGGCUGCUGAUAGUCGGGACGCUGUCGCUCAUCAUCAACGCGUUCGUCUACGACAUGACUACCGUGAUAGGGGGGGCGGACCGCUCGCUGCCUUUCCUCGCGCUGGUGUUCGGCGCGGCACUCGUCGGAUGCACCAGCUCAGUGUUGUUCUAUCCGUAUUUAAGACAUUUUCGGGAUAUUUAUUUGGCGACGUACUUAGUGGGCGAAGGUCUGAGUGGAUUCCUGCCAAGCAUCCUUUCUCUCAUCCAAGGCGUCGGCGGAGAGCCCGAGUGCUUGCCCUCCGAGGACAGCACGCAGCUCGUACCGCACUACCCGCCGCCCUUGUUCAGCACGACCGUGUUUCUCGUAAUACUCGGAGCGAUGUCGGCCAUGAGUCUCAUUAGUUUUUUCAUAAUAAACAAUUAUAGAGUGUUCGACUCUGAAAAAGUGACACAGACAGUUGAGACGAAAGACGAGAAUAUAGUAGAAGAGCGGGAGUCGCUCGUCGCGCCGAAGUGGGUCGGGGUGCUGGUGUUCAUGGUGUUGCUGAACGCGGUGAACAACGGGCUGAUGCCGUCGAUCCAGUCGUACUCGUGCAUGCCGUACGGCACGCGGGCCUACCACCUGGCCGUGACGCUGGGCGCCAUGGCCAACCCGGUGGCGUGCCUGGCGGGCGUGUGGCUGCGGCCCGUGGGCGCGCGCGUGCUGGCCGGCAUGCUGCUCGCCGCGCUCGUCCCCUUCGUCUACAUGACGGUCACGGCGCUCAUGAGCCCCGCGCCGCCGCUGCAGUACGACGUCAUCGGUGAAGUCUUGAUCGUGUUCUCGUGGGUGGUGGUGUCAGGGGUGGUGUCGUACGCGCGCAUGUGGGUGUACGGGUGGGUGCGGCGCGGGGGGGCGCGCGGCAUGCGGGUGUGCGGCGCCGUCACGCAGCUGGGCUCGGCCUCGGGCUCCGCCAUCAUGUACUUCGUCGUCAACUUUACCAAGCUCUUCGUGCAGCCCGACGUCUGCGCCCCUCUCUCUACUUAGGACAAUAUUAAAUUAUAUGACUAAA
Bombyx mandarina (wild silkworm) is the source of this 1882-nucleotide messenger RNA. RefSeq lists its product as uncharacterized. Lineage: Eukaryota; Metazoa; Arthropoda; Insecta; Lepidoptera; Bombycidae. Gene Ontology annotation, molecular function: ligand-gated monoatomic ion channel activity; riboflavin transmembrane transporter activity. Gene Ontology annotation, cellular component: plasma membrane. Gene Ontology annotation, biological process: riboflavin transport. The record is from RefSeq and is a predicted model, not a curated record.